GUAGAUGGAUCCAGUCAUGGGAACCCACCAGAGAGAUGUCCCCGUCCUCUGUAUUCCUGGGAUUCCACACAGGAAGGUCACACCAUCUCUCACCAUCAUCAGCAUGAAGAACUCUUAGAUAUGAACAAUGAAACUAAAAAGGAAGAAGAAAAGAUGUAUUUGAAGGAUAAUCAGCAGUCUACAGAGGAGGUUGGGAUGAUAAGAACAAUUAAACAGGAGAAACCUUCCGUGGAUAUCAGCGUAGGUGAACAUGAUAUCCAGAAUGACGUAGAGGUAGAUCAUAAAGCAGAAGAUCAUGGUCCUACACAAUGUUCUCAAGGAGAGAACCCCAAGGAACAAACUAUACAUUGCCCAGAUUCCAAUGUAGAGAACUCAAUGGAUCCCUCUAAUCCAAAGAAACUUGAGAAAUCCCAUCCAAUUCUUUCCAAUGUUGAUACAAUAGCUGAUCCUUCUAAGCCUGGGAAACCUGAGAAAUCACAUCCCGUUGUUUACAGUGUUGAUGAAAUACCAAAUCCCUCUGAACUUGAAAAACCUUCCACCAAAUCCCACCCAAAUAUUUUCAGCACUGAUAAAUCACCCAUUCGAUCUAAUCCUGGGGAAUCGUCCUCGGAUAAAUCGCCUACUGGUAACCCCAAAGGCGAUAAGCCAUUUAAAUGUCUUAAAUGUGAUCGAUGGUUCAGAAUGAAGGCAAAUCUUGCUAGACAUCAGAGCAUGCACAAAGAGAAGGUCCCUCUUACACGUGAGGAGGUCUGGAACACUGUCAAAGUGCGUCCUUUUUCCUGUCCAGAGUGCGGGAAACGUUUUGCACGAAAAGGAAACCUCCUUAAGCACCAGAAGAUUCGUAAAGGCAAGCACGUUUAUCCUUGUUCCGAGUGCAGGAAAAGUUUCAUCCAUCACGCAGAACUUCUUAAACACCAAAGAACUCACACAGGCGAGCGUCCCUUCACGUGCACAGACUGUGGGAAGGGUUUUGCUCAGAAAGCAACUCUGGACGCACACAGAAGGCUGCACACGGGGGAACGCCCUUUUUCAUGUUCAGAGUGCGGGAAAUGUUUCAGCGGAAGAGGAAACCUUGCUAAACAUCAAAGAGUCCAUACAGGCGAGAAGCCUUACUCGUGUUCGGAGUGCGAUCGGUCUUUCACGCAGAAAGGAGAACUUGUUAGACACCAGACCACUCACACGGGCGAACGUCCUUAUUCGUGCCCCGAGUGCGGGAGACGUUUCCCCUACAAAGGGAUACUAAAUGUACACCUGAGGCGCCACAAAGGUGAGCGCCCUUAUUCGUGCUCGGAGUGCGGGAGAUGUUUUCACCGAGAAGGGAAACCUCCUUAUGCACAUUAAAAGGCACCUGGGAGAGCGUCCUUUCCCAUGUCGGGAUUGCGGGAGAGCUUUCUCUCUCAAAAGUGACCUUGUUAGGCACCACCUUCGAAAACAUGCAGACCAAUGA
This is a messenger RNA of Staurois parvus, 1447 nucleotides long. Lineage: Eukaryota; Metazoa; Chordata; Amphibia; Anura; Ranidae. The record is from the annotation of a GenBank genome assembly.